UAGCUGAUUCCCUUGCACUGCAAGUCGGAAAGAGACCACCACCGCCACCGCCACCACUUUCUUAACCCUUCCAAGCCAAUCCAAUCCAAGCCAAGCCAUCCAUGUGACAGGAAGCAAGCAUACAAGUCACCACCUCCUUUCCCUCUCACCUCCGCUUCGUCUCUUGGUUUAAAUUAGAUCCAUAGCCCCGACAAAUGAACCACAUUACCUCAGGAAGUCAGAGCGAUCACUUAGUAAUUAAAAGAGAGCGAGAAGAUGUCGUACUUCUCCCCGAUUCUUAUUCUGAUGUUAGUUGUACCGAUGAUGGGAGCCGUGUCCAAAGGCGACGGCGAUUUUGCCCCGGCUGAGGAUAUCGGGCUCUGGACGGCCGGUACGGACGGAGAGGAAGGGCAAGAAGGAGACGAGUAUGAUGAAUUGGACUCCUUACCGAUAUGGGGAAGCGAGCGGGUGGGGAGGAUCCCUGUCAAUGUCGACAGCUUUGGCGCUGUUGGGGAUGGAGUUGCCGACGAUACCCAGGCAUUUCUAGCGGCUUGGGAAACGGCAUGUUCCAUAAAGAAUGCAGUUUUCCUGGUGCCCGAGCGGCGCAAUUACAAAGUUAAUGCAACUAGGCUCCGAGGGCCCUGCGAAGGGAAGCUACUCAUCCAGGUGAGCGGGACAAUUGUAGCUCCAGAUGAGCCAAAGGACUGGGACCCGAAGAACCCAAGGCAAUGGCUAUCUUUCUCUGAGCUGAACGGCGUCAGGAUCCAGGGCGGUGGGAUUAUCGACGGCUCUGGCAGCAAAUGGUGGGCUUCAUCCUGCAAGAUCAACAGGACCAACCCAUGCAGAGGAGCUCCAACGGCACUGACCAUAGAUUCAAGCUCAGGGGUAAGGGUGAAGGACCUCACCAUCCAGAAUGCACAGCAGAUGCACUUCACUAUCUCCCGAUCUGAUGCCAUAAGAGUGUCUGGGUUGCGUGUGAGAGCUCCAUCAGACAGCCCUAACACAGAUGGCAUUCAUAUCAGUGAAUCCACCAAUGUUGCCAUCCAGAACUGCCACAUUGGAACAGGUGAUGACUGUAUCUCCAUUGUGAAUGCUAGCUCAAUUAUCAAGAUGAAAAACAUUGUGUGUGGGCCAGGGCAUGGAAUCAGCAUAGGGAGCCUCGGGAAGGACAAUACGACUGCCAUGGUUACAGCAAUCGUCUUGGACACAGCAAUACUUACAGGCACUACCAAUGGCCUUAGAAUCAAAACCUGGCAAGGAGGAUCAGGCUAUGUUAAAUCAGUGCGCUUUGAGAACGUGAAGAUGGAUGAUGUUCAGAACCCAAUCAUCAUCGACCAAUUUUACUGUGAUUCUCCAACCAGUUGCAAGAACCAGACAUCGGCAGUGAAGAUAAGCCAAGUCCUCUACAGGAACAUAAGUGGGACCUCAAGGACACCCAAUGCCAUGAAAUUUGCUUGCAGUGACACAGUACCAUGCAGCAACAUUGUGUUGAACAACAUAAACCUAGAGAGAGAGAAUGGCAUUGUAGAGACCUUCUGCAACUGUGCCACGGGAUUUGACUAUGGGUUUGUGCGGCCAGCGGCAGAUUGCCUUCGCAAUGAUAAAACUUCCCGCUGUGAUGGGACAAAGAAUGACAACCAAAGCCAAACUUAUGAUCCCAUACAUACAGAGCUAUGAUCUCUCUAUAUGCACAUCCAGGUAUCAUAUAACAGACAACGACAUAUGGAGACCACAAAAACCGUACUUACAAGUGCCUACAUGUCAUCGAGUUCUGGCACGAAUGUAGAAGGAUUUACUGGAAGAAUUCAAGCUAUUAAAGUAGACACAAGCGAGUGACUUUUACAUAUAUAUAUCUUAGGCAAUCAAAAAUGGUAUAGAAGAAAGAAAUCAAUGUACUUGAACUUCAAAGAUAUCCUGUAUGACUUUUAAGGAACAACAGUAUUUGUUCAUGCUUCAUAAA
Molecule: messenger RNA, 1939 nt
Organism: Phoenix dactylifera (date palm)
Lineage: Eukaryota; Viridiplantae; Streptophyta; Magnoliopsida; Arecales; Arecaceae
Product: Pectin lyase-like superfamily protein
Biological process (GO): carbohydrate metabolic process
Molecular function (GO): polygalacturonase activity
Source: RefSeq, a predicted model, not a curated record